UAAACAUUCUUUUCUAUACUCUCUCAAAAUAAAGCUUACCAAAAAAACGUUAAAAUCAUGUUCGCAAAACCUUUGAAUUGUUUCGUUUUUCUGCUAAUCAGUUCUUCACUAUGUGUUGAAAGUGUAAAAACGGGUGGUUCAAAUAUGCAGUUGUUCGAACAUCCUCCAGCAAACAUUGCCUCACGAAACAACCUCGCUAAGGCUUCUUCAUGUUUUCCUGGAUUUUCUGUAGAUCAAGGAGAAACUGUCAAAAAAUUGGGAGAAAAACAAGAUGAAUGUGAGAAUAGUGAAGCUGUGGCAAGAUCAAAUCUUGAAGAAGAUUUAUACAACUUUAGCUACCGAAUGGCACAACUGGCCGAUGGCUUUUGUGUACGAAUUGACCAAGAGUGCAGAGAUGGAUUUGCUAAAAAUGGAAAUAUUACGCAAGCACUCGACUGUUAUAUAGAAUUGACACUGGAAGGACGAUCAAUCAUCUAUGAUAUAGUUGAUCAAAGUUCAAUGAAAAUAUUAACUUCUGAAAAUGAGGCCCGUUCAAUUGUAGUAACCUCAAAAAAUUGCACCACUAAUGCUAACAUUGAAUAUUUAAAGCGUUCUGAUUCACUAUUUGAGCAAUUUGUCAAAUGUGAUAAAUCACCAUCUGACGAUAAGACAACAACUAUUUCAACUUCCCGUUCUCCUAUUGUAACUUCUCCUUCAACAGUUGCAGAACCAACAACUACAACAAUGAGAACUCCAGAAUUACCGUCUACAGAGACAACUAGGAGCAAUCGGUUUCCAUGGAAUUAAAAACUAAGAAAUUAGCUGUUUUAAUUUUUUAAAUUUUCAGUUUAAUUAUUGUAUUAUUUCUUGAAUUCCCUGAUAAAUAAGGAAUAUUCCUCAAUAAAAAAAAUACUGCUUUAACAUCUUUAAAGAGUGGGGAUAGAUUUAAA
This is a messenger RNA of Episyrphus balteatus (marmalade hoverfly), 929 nucleotides long. RefSeq lists its product as uncharacterized. The record is from RefSeq and is a predicted model, not a curated record. The transcript has 3 exons. Bases 58 to 786 code for a protein of 242 amino acids. Lineage: Eukaryota; Metazoa; Arthropoda; Insecta; Diptera; Syrphidae.